CGGAAGUGUUCUCCGAGCCUGAGCGAGAGCUUAAUGGCGGAUAGUGGAUGGUGGAGUGCUUAGUUCAUACAAACUCCUGCCACGAGAGAAAUUGUGAUAAAUCCUUCCUUUUCUGUCUGUUUCCUGAACUGCAGCCGCUGUAAACAAUGAUUGAAGCCAUGAAGCGCGGCGCGGACAUGGCGCUCGUUCCCGCGGGGGUGAAGAGGCCGAGGACCGAGCUGGUGGCCGCGGCUCAGUCCCAACAACUCGCUACCAUGGGUCCUCCACGCAGCUCCAGUUUGCAGGCUCCUAUAAUGUUGUUGUCUGGCCAUGAGGGAGAAGUCUACUGCUGCAAGUUUCACCCGAACGGCUCCAUGCUCGCUUCUGCAGGAUACGACCGCCUCAUCUUGUUAUGGAACGUGUAUGGAGAAUGUGAAAACUUUGCCACACUAAAGGGCCACACCGGAGCUGUAAUGGAGCUUCAUUAUAAUACAGACGGCAGUCUGCUCUUUUCAGCCAGUACGGAUAAGACAGUUUGUGUGUGGGACAGCGAGACGGGUGAACGUGUGAAGCGACUGAAAGGCCACACGUCCUUUGUAAACUCUUGUUUUCCUGCUCGCCGUGGUCCACAGCUGGCCUGCACUGGCAGUGACGAUGGAACUGUGAAGCUGUGGGACAUCAGGAAGAAGGCGUCCGUUCAUACGUUCCAAAACACAUACCAGGUUCUAAGUGCUACCUUUAACGACACCAGUGACCAGAUCAUCUCAGGAGGCAUCGACAAUGACAUCAAGGUAUGGGACCUGAGACAGAAUAAGCUGAUUUACAGCAUGCAGGGACAUGGAGACUCAGUGACGGGACUCAGUCUCAGCUCAGAGGGAUCCUACUUACUGUCCAACUCCAUGGACAACAGUGUGCGCGUGUGGGAUAUCCGUCCAUUUGCCCCUAAAGAGAGAUGUGUGAAGAUUUUCCAGGGAAAUGUCCACAAUUUUGAAAAGAAUCUUCUGCGCUGCUCUUGGUCACCAGAUGGCAGUAAGAUAGCGGCAGGCUCCGCUGACAGGUUUGUGUAUAUCUGGGACACGACCUCUCGUAGAAUCCUUUAUAAGCUUCCUGGUCAUGCGGGAUCAGUCAACGAGGUGGCCUUCCAUCCAGAGGAACCCGUUGUGCUGUCUGGAUCCAGUGAUAAGCGCCUCUACAUGGGGGAAAUUCAGUAGUGUGUGUGUGUGUGUGUGUGUGUGUGUGUGUGUGUGUGUGUGUGUGUGUGUGUGUCUGAGUGCCCGAGAGAGCAUGGCGGUAGGGGUGGGGAUUAAUGAUUUUGAGAAACAGAAAAAUUCAAUUUUGAGACAGUCCUUGGCCGUGGAUAGAAUGUUCAGUUCCUUUUCUAUGCUUUUAAUAAACUCAUUUUUGGAUAAA
This is a messenger RNA of Pangasianodon hypophthalmus (striped catfish), 1389 nucleotides long. It is a transcript of the gene snrnp40, whose product is annotated as small nuclear ribonucleoprotein 40 (U5). The coding region runs from base 147 to 1190 and encodes 347 amino acids. The record is from RefSeq and is a predicted model, not a curated record. The transcript has 10 exons. NCBI's taxonomy places the organism in Eukaryota, Metazoa, Chordata, Actinopteri, Siluriformes, Pangasiidae. Gene Ontology annotation, molecular function: RNA binding; protein binding. Gene Ontology annotation, cellular component: catalytic step 2 spliceosome.